Molecule: messenger RNA, 2405 nt
Organism: Alternaria rosae
Lineage: Eukaryota; Fungi; Ascomycota; Dothideomycetes; Pleosporales; Pleosporaceae
Product: heterokaryon incompatibility protein-domain-containing protein
Exons: 1
Coding region: 1-1962 (653 amino acids)
Source: RefSeq, a predicted model, not a curated record
AUGAUCUGCGAUGUUUGUAAGGAUACUUUCGGUAGGAUGCUCGAUUCGUCCGAGAAGAGAUUUACUCAUCACCCUUCGUAUACAAGCCUUGCGCGUUCUGGGGCUGAUGACUGCUUCAUCUGCUCUGAGAUUAUUGAAUCCAUCACCAAAAGCGAUCCAAAAAUCGUUCCGUAUUCUCCCCGUCCACUCACCACCUGGGGGUAUCAUCCAUAUGGUGAUCGAAGAACUUCCACGGAAUUCUGGGUAUGGCUCGACCGUUGUGACCCCUCCAAUAGUUUGCAAUAUAGCUCGGACGCUACUUCUUAUUGCGUCCACAUCUAUGAUGCUACACCCGUUGUCAGCUCGACGCCAUGUUCAACAGCCUUUUCGAAUGACACGGGUUCAGUAGAGACGACAUCCCAGAUCGUGAACUGGCUCGAACGGUGCACAACGGAUCACGAUCUUUGCAACCAGGGGCGAGAAGGAACUUGGAUGCCAUCGCGUUUGCUGGAGAUCAACGAGAUACACGGUGAUCUCAGACUUCAUCUGCGAGACCGUUCACAACUGGACUGGGGUCGCUAUUGUACUCUGAGCCAUUGCUGGGGCCCUAGUGGCACUCAAAAGCUCAAACUGACCACCGAGUCCCUCAAGUCCCUUCACGACGGCGUUUCUGUAUCCAAACUGAAACCAACUUUUCGCGACAUGGUCACUGUGAUGCGGCGACUGGGGGUAUGUCUUAUUUGGAUCGACUGUCUUUGCAUCGUUCAAGACGAUACUGAAGAUUGGAAGCGAGAAUCAGCAUCGAUGGGAAAAAUCUACGCGAAUAGCUGGCUAAAUAUUUCUGCAAACGCGGGACGGGACGGCAAUGCAGGUCUUUUUGUUAAGCGGGACGGCGAGAGCCUUGUGGACUACUUUAGCAUGCAGUCUGACGAAAAUGGUGAGGAAGUUUUAUUCGCAAUAACUGAAGCUGAAACAUGGUGGCACCAGGUGGAGGUCUCACCAGUGAAUCGAAGAGCUUGGGUACUACAAGAACGAAUCUUAUCGCCUCGUAUCCUUCACAUGUCUAGCAAAUUGGCCCUGUGGGAGUGCCGACAACUCCAGGCUUCCGAAGUUUUCCCGAAUGAUGGAUUACCAGACCAAGAGUCUCCCAACAACUAUGGUCAUAUAAAACGGCUGUGUCACGGGAGCCAGUCUCAGGACCAAGCAGAUAUUAGCGCCGAUUGGUGGCGGCUCGUGCACAGAUAUACCAUGUGCGCUCUUACAUUUGAAACGGAUAAGCUCAUCGCACUAUCGGGAAUCGCAUCUGAGAUUCACAAGAGGACACAGUGCGAGUAUCUGGCGGGAUUAUGGAGCUCUACACUGCCAUCGAGUCUCUUAUGGGUAGUUACAUCGCCACCAGGGCUUCGCUCACCGACAUAUGUGGCACCAUCUUGGAGCUGGGCAUCGGCAACAUGCACGGUUGAAUCCCCACAAUACGUCCCUGAGCACCCGAACCAUGUAGGAGCCAGUAUAAUCGGGCAUGAAAUAGCUCUGGCCAACCCGCGAGACAUGUUUGGUCAAGUGACGGCCGCAUCGAUUGGAGUACGAUCACGCUUGGGGACCCUGGACUGGAUCAUCGAGAUUGGCAGACAGGAAAGCACCGGAUGGGAUUAUCGCAUUACAGAAGUAACAAUAUCACUGCCUGGUGUCUUGGAUAAUUCUCACACGAUUGCAAAAUGGUCAUCGAUAAAUCCGGAGAGCUUGGUUCUAUUCUUUGAUUAUCGCGAAUAUGAAGACACCCAGAGGGCGCCCUUCGCAGUCAUGCGUAGUCAAAUAGUGCUUUCGGAAGAUGAAACCACGAUCACUGGCUAUAACGUGCAAGGGCUUCUACUGAAACGCCUCCCUUGCUCGCGGUACGUGCGGAUAGGAGUUGCACUAUUGGAAUUCGACACGGAGCAAGACUUUCUCAGCAAGAUGCCAGAACAGGACGUCAUCAUCAUUUGAGGAAAGGAGGUUGAGCUUGGCAAACGACUCAAUACUAUCUACAUGACUGCGCUAUCGCCUGGUCUAUCAUAAGAUCAAUGUGCCGAGACAUAUGCAAUUUCUGUCGGAAAGCCUCGAAAAGCCGACCAGGCACUUCCAAACUCCACAUUGCAGCUUCACUGGAUGAUGUAUUUCACGCCUGUGUGGUCACCAGGUGUUCCCCACCAAUAAUGGUGGAAUUUGGAGUGAAAAAUCGCGGAGAAGGACUGGGGGUUGUCCAAAACUGAUCGGAACUUGAAGCAUUCCAGAAAGUUAAUCAUGGCGGUAUACUUUAUCUCGCAAUGCUCAAAGUCAUCCGUCUAAACCACCGAGAACAAAGUCCAAGGACGACUCCUAAUAUCAUACCGUACCGUGAACACCAUAUCAUCACCACCCCUUCCCACCCCCUCAACGUCGUCCAUAAG